This is a messenger RNA of Sinocyclocheilus grahami, 1598 nucleotides long. Its product is annotated as brain-specific angiogenesis inhibitor 1-associated protein 2-like. Gene Ontology annotation, cellular component: cytosol; nucleoplasm. Gene Ontology annotation, molecular function: cytoskeletal adaptor activity. Gene Ontology annotation, biological process: plasma membrane organization; actin filament bundle assembly; positive regulation of actin filament polymerization. The record is from RefSeq and is a predicted model, not a curated record. The coding region runs from base 441 to 1598 and encodes 385 amino acids. NCBI's taxonomy places the organism in Eukaryota, Metazoa, Chordata, Actinopteri, Cypriniformes, Cyprinidae. The transcript is spliced from 11 exons.
UCCCGUUACCUCAUUGACAUUCAGUCCCAGUGAGAGACACAGACAGAGAGUAAGAAGACAUUGUCCGGGACAGAGACAGCAGUUGUACUGAUGUAGUUGCUACAUAGCGACAGCAAAUGGACAUUUUGGGCGGAAUGAAGAUUAAAGUUUGAUGUGAGCAUGAACGAGCGUGAUAUCUGAGGAACACUGAGUGUGUUCUGACCUGGAUUCAGUGAAGAGUUUGGGAGAGACAGGGCGAGGGGUGAGGGGUGGACGAGGAUUUACUGGGUCAAACAGACCGACGACCCCCACCACUGAAGAAGAAGGGAAAGUCAGAGGAGGACUAAGAAGAAAAAACACCAGACAAAGCACAGAGGAAACCAUGAACACUGAAAAGCCGCGUGUGCUGUGACUUCCUGAUGUCUAGAAGUGAGGUGAACUGAUCUGGAGAGAGAAGCACAAUGUCACGAUCAGACGAGGUCAACAAAAUGACAGAAAAUGUCUACAAGGGCAUUCUGGAGCAGUUCAACCCCAGUCUGAAGAAUUUUGUCACCAUGGGCAAACACUAUGAAAAGGCUCUGACAGGCGUCACAGUAGCAGCAAAGGGUUAUUUUGAUGCUCUGGUCAAACUAGGAGAGCUGGCCAGUGACAGCCAGGGCUCGAAAGAACUGGGUGAUACGUUGUUCCAGAUGGCAGAGGUUCAUCGGCAGAUCCAGGUCCAACUCGAGGAUGUGCUAAAGCUGUUUCAUUCAGAGCUGCUGUCUCAACUCGAGCAGAAACUGGAGCUAGACAUCAAAUAUCUGACCGCGACGCUGAAGAAGUACCAGAGUGAGCGGAAGUCAAAGGUGGAGUCCAUUGAGCGCUGCCAAUCACAGCUGAAGAAGCUGCGGAGGAAGAGCCAAGCUAGUCGCCAUCCCAACAAAUAUGGAGACAGAGAGAUGCAGUAUGUGGAGCUGAUGAGUCGCCGGCAGGGCGAGCUGGACUCUCUGGUUGCCGUUGGUUACCGCUCCGCUCUGACAGAAGAAAGGCGGCGCUAUUGCUUUCUGGUGGACCGUCAGUGUUCAGUCACCAAGAUCCUCACCAACUACCACUGCAAGGUGAGAGAGCUGUUGUCUCAGAAGCUGUCAUCGUGGCAGCAGUCAUGUGCACAGCCAACCAAGCUCCCGGAGCGAGCGCUGAGCCUGCUGCGUCACACCGCUCCCCAGAGCUCUGGAGGAGCCGGACUCGCCGAGGUCCUGCGCAACGCUAAACUGGGAAUCACUCAACACGGAGAACAGAGGUUGUCUGUACAGGAAGUCCCGCCUCUGUUGAACGGUGACAGCAGCAGUCGUCCUCAGCAGCAGCAGUCUCACCAGAACCCCUCCAGUAAUGGACACGCCCACUCCGGCUCUUCAGCCAGCCCCGCCCACUCCCAGCCAGCAGUGGGCGUGUCCGGGUGUCAGUCUCCUCCCAUUGUUAGCCACACCCUCAGCUCCGCCCACAGCACCCCUCUGUCCCGUGUGCUGUCCAGCUGUCCUGCUGCUCCCGAUCUCUACUCCACCUCCACACUGCCUCUGCCCAGGAGACAGUCCAGCGACACUCGCCAGGGACUCAUGGGUGUGUGUGUGAGGUGUCAAUGA